Bufo gargarizans (Asiatic toad) is the source of this 3731-nucleotide messenger RNA. It is a transcript of the gene CCNYL1, whose product is annotated as cyclin Y like 1. Gene Ontology annotation, biological process: regulation of canonical Wnt signaling pathway; regulation of cyclin-dependent protein serine/threonine kinase activity. Gene Ontology annotation, molecular function: protein kinase binding; cyclin-dependent protein serine/threonine kinase activator activity. Bases 289 to 1320 code for a protein of 343 amino acids. Gene Ontology annotation, cellular component: plasma membrane. NCBI's taxonomy places the organism in Eukaryota, Metazoa, Chordata, Amphibia, Anura, Bufonidae. The record is from RefSeq and is a predicted model, not a curated record. The transcript has 10 exons.
AAAAUACCUCCGAGCGGUAAAGGGAGGAAGGCGUGACGUCGGCGGAGGGGUGUGUGUUGCGUCACGGAUUCACUCCCGCCCUCAGCUCCCGUGGGACCGGCUGGGAGAGGAGGAUGCGGUAUCCGGCCGGGCCGUCCUAGGAGCAGCCCCGUGUCCAUUGUUUUUGUAGCAGUGUGCCCAUGCCUGUGUCGUGACUGCCCGUGACGGACAGGGGGAGGCCUCCGCGCAGAAGGAGGAGAGUCUGGCCCUUCGAGGUGUCCCUCACUGCCGCCUCUGGGGGAAGCCAGCAUGGGCAAUACGGUGACUUGUUGUGUGUCCCCCGACGCCAGCCCGAAGCCAGGCCGUGCCCGGGGAGUGGUCGAGCGGCCGGAUCCGUACCGGGUGGAAGUGGAGCUGGAGAAGCCCGAGCUCGGGCACAACUUACAGCACAUCAGCGACCGGGAGUUCCCGGAUGACCUGGCCCCUGAAUCUAACCCUUCUGAUCAUGCAAGAGCAAGCACAAUAUUCCUCAGUAAAUCCCAGACCGACGUGAGAGAAAAGAGGAAGAGUAACCACAUAAAUCAUGUCUCUCCCGGGCAACUUACAAAGAAGUACAGUUCAUGCUCCACAAUCUUUUUAGAUGACAGCACAGUCAGCCAGCCUAAUCUCAGAAGUACAAUAAAGUGUGUUACCCUAGCAAUAUAUUACCACAUAAAGAACAGAGAUUCAGACAGAUCCUUGGAUAUAUUUGAUGAAAAGUUGCAUCCUCUGACACGUGAAGAGGUGACAGAAGAUUACUGCAAACAUGACCCAGAUCACAAGCACAUCUACCGGUUUGUGCGGACUCUUUUCAGUGCAGCUCAACUGACAGCUGAGUGUGCAAUUGUCACCUUAGUUUACCUCGAAAGGCUUUUGACUUAUGCUGAAAUUGAUAUUUGCCCCAGUAACUGGAAGAGAAUUGUAUUGGGAGCAAUCCUGCUGGCCUCUAAGGUAUGGGAUGAUCAGGCUGUGUGGAAUGUGGACUACUGCCAGAUUUUGAAGGACAUUACCGUAGAAGACAUGAAUGAAAUGGAGAGACACUUCCUGGAGCUGCUGCAGUUCAACAUAAAUGUGCCCGCCAGUGUAUAUGCCAAAUACUACUUUGAUCUUCGUUCUUUAGCAGAUGACAACAAUCUGAGUUUCCUGCUAGAACCACUUAGUAAAGAAAGAGCACAAAAACUAGAGGCUAUUUCCAGGCUUUGUGAAGAUAAGUACAAGGACCUUUCUAAAGCUGCUAUGCGCCGGUCCAUCAGUGCGGAUAACCUAGUGGGCAUUAGGCGCUCUAAUGCCAUCAUUUCCUGAGGCAAGACCGGCAGAAGGCACUUCAACAUGAACAGUGUGCAACACCGAUACCCAGGCACUACCGAGCCUCCCACACACUCUCUCACACUAUUUCAAGCCAGCAGUGUCUUCCAGCAUGAGAGGACUGUGGGAGGCAAGGGAUUAUCAAUCCAGGGACGCUAAAAGCCCAUCUUGAAGAGUAAGGGGCAUACAUCGUGACAACGGAGAAGAGGCUCUAGUGAUAGAGCAGCACCGUCGGAUUACACAGAAUAAUGUGGUGCAUCAAAAGUGAAGUCCUUCUCUCAGAUAUCCCUCUACCACCUACAUUUGUAUGCUUACUAUGUAGGCCUAUAGCUGUGAAUGCAGACUUUUUAACACUAUAUAGUUUGACAUUUUAGAAUAUAAAACACUAAUCGUGAUUAUAGUUACUAUUUUAUUGCCUUCUUGAUCCCCUUACCCAUUUUUUUUAUUGUUUGCUACGGUUAUCAAGUGUUAAAGCAGUUCUUUCCUAACCACACUAGCCACAGCAGAGCAAUGACUAGGCUUGAGCAGAAGGGUUUGUAUGAUGCCCUCUGGUCCGAAAGAACAGUGCAAUGUUUCGUUAGUCUAUUGCCUACCAGCACAGCAACUACAGAUGGUUAGGAUGUGGACUGUCCAAAGAAGAAUGUGCAUUUUGAAGUUUAUCUGGUUCUGGCCUGUACUACUGUAAUUCUUGGUGCUCCUCCAGAAAUUAUGAAUUAUAAGGAACUGCAAAAUUAAAUAAAUCUGGGAUUUUUCUAUUCUACACUACAGCUUAUAGUGAUGUAAAAUGUAUUCCAUGCAUUUCCUACUACUAUUGAACUCCUCUUUUGUGGAUUAACAUCUACUGUAGAUACAUUUUUAUGCAAAGUCUACAGAAUAACUCAUCAGCUUGCUUUGGUUGCGUCUGUCCUCCGUUCUGCCAUAUUCUUACAAGUAGCCGUAUAUUUUUGUAGAAACUGAGCAACUUUCAAGGUUCAGCUCCUUCCACCGUGAUAUACUAUUCCUGUGCUAAUGAAGUCUGAGUAUACGUCUUUCUCUAUGCUCUAACUCUUGUUUGCAAAAAGAAACUUUUUAAAUAUAUUUUUUUAAUUAGUUCUAACUCUAUCAGACCAGCAAUGCUCAUAGAGCCACAAUAAUGGGUAACAGGACAAACCUCUCACACUAACAUCACUUGCUGUUUGGGUUCACUGCCACAUUGCUAUACACACCUACAUGAUCAAGGUCAUGUGAAAGGGCUGGCCAUAAUAGUGAUGGGUCAACCAUAAUGACUGUGGAGGAUACUUGCAUGAUGUGUCCAUUGAUCCCAUAACAAUGACCCGAGAGAUUCCACAUAUUGGACCUUCUGUGAUCUAUGGUGAUAAAUGCCGGUGGAAUUUUACAUUGCACAGUCUGCACCACAAGUUGACCUCUUAUUACCAGGAGGGAAACCCUGAACAAUUUUUCAACUUCCAUAUGGCCUCUGUUCAGUGAAGGGGCAGGUAAAGCAUUACAUGACUUGUUCCUAGCAGUUGAUUCUGGCUAAGAUGUGUUGAUUGUUUUGCCCGUCAUCUUUGAACAGGUUGAAUUCAUUUUCCAUAUGUCCUGUGAAAUUGACAGAUGAGAAACCCCAAGUAAACAGUGGUUGCUAGUAACGCAUUUCAAUAGAUAAGUAUUCAAUUUUGGAUGCAAAUGUCUUACUGUCCCAAAAAUUCCCAAUUUCAUGUUUUGUUUUUGACAUCUUUGCCAGCAAAAUUGAUACAUGUCUAUUAGCACAUCCCAAGCGCCAACAUGCACCGUUUUGACUAACGCAGGGAUCUUUGUCGAGCGUGAAUAGAGCGUGUAAUGUGUAGCUAUUUAACAACCUACUAAUGAAGUCAUAAUCAAUUGAACUGUCAUUAACUUCCACCAAUCUGUGAGACCAAAGCAAUAUAGUGAGGGUGUUAAUUAGUGUCCCAUUGUUAAAGGGAUUGUCCACGUUCAAUAAAAAAAAAAAAAAAAUGCUAACCUCUGUAAAUGGACUAAAUUAACAAAAUAAUCUAUAUCCAGCUCUGUUCUCCACGCUUUCCAUUGCUGCCGGGAGGUUCGCUCCUCUGCUGAUGUCAUCUUCCUGUAAAACAAAGAGCAGUGCGAAGGACUGGAGCACAGCACUGGAAGAAGCAGGGGAGAAAAGGGUGAGUAUCAGUUCUCUUGUUACUUUAGACCAGGGAUGGUCAACCUGCGGCCCUCCAGCUGUUGUAAAACUACAACUCCCACCAUGCCCUGCUGUAGGCUGUCUGGGAAUGAUGGGAGUUGUAGUUUUGCAACAGCUGGAGGGCUGCAGGUUGAGCAUGCCUGCUUUAGACCAUUGCCCGAAUUUCUGUUUAACUCUGACAACCCCUUUACUUUAUUGGUUGUUGGAUUGGGCCUGCAUGUGUGUCAUCAUCCCUGUUUUA